AAAUUGAUUGACAAGCGAUGUCUAUUUGUAUAGUACUAGAGUUUCAAAUGAACUAGGGGCAGGGAAUCCCCAAGCGGCGCGUGUAGCUGUGUAUGCUGGGAUGGUUCUUGCAGUUUUAGAAGCCCUUGUAGUCAGUGGGACCCUGUUCGCCAGCCGACAUGUUUUCGGUUAUGUUUACAGCAAUGAGAAGGAAGUCGUGGAUUAUGUCACAACCAUGGCUCCUUUGGUUUGUGUGUCUGUUAUUCUUGACAGCUUACAAGGGGUCCUUUCAGGUGUUGCAAGGGGAUGUGGAUGGCAGCAUAUAGGAGCUUAUAUCAACCUGGGAGCAUUUUAUCUUUGUGGAAUUCCUGUAGCUGCGACCCUUGCUUUCUGGCUGAAGUUGAGAGGGCUGGGCCUGUGGAUUGGUAUUCAGUCCGGUGCUUUUACCCAAACAGUUUUGCUUGCAACUGUAACAAGUUGCAUAAAUUGGGAAAAACAGGCAAGUAAAGCAAGGGAAAGGCUAGUUCAAGGGAGCUCUUAAAUAGAGAAAGGAACUAUGUGAGAAAGGAGAAUUAAAUCCCGAGUUAAUGGGAUAGUUUUGUAGGGGUGUAUUCAAUGCAACCAAUUUGAAGAUGUCAACUCAUAGAACAUUACAGCCUCGACUAAUAAAUGUUCAAGGGUAAUAGUAGUUAAUUUGAGUUUUGUGACAACAUGUGUAGAAGUGAUCACCUAUAUUAAAAGAGGAGGAAAGGGGAAACACCCAUGUAACUCAGAGAAGAUUAGGAAGAAGGUUUCUUAAUUAUGUUCAUGUUUGAACCACCCCUAUCAAAACUCUCAAAAACAUCUUAAAAAUAAAAUUAACACAAGAACCUUGGCACUUGUUCCAAGGUCACCUUCAUUUUGCU
Molecule: messenger RNA, 884 nt
Organism: Theobroma umbraticum
Lineage: Eukaryota; Viridiplantae; Streptophyta; Magnoliopsida; Malvales; Malvaceae
Product: protein DETOXIFICATION 12-like
Biological process (GO): transmembrane transport
Cellular component (GO): membrane
Molecular function (GO): antiporter activity; xenobiotic transmembrane transporter activity
Source: RefSeq, a predicted model, not a curated record